ACCUUUACUAGUUAAUAAAAUCUAUGUUACACACCACGUGAGAUUCCAAACCCAGCUUGGUCCAUUUAUCAAAAAAAAAUACUUUGCGACCAAUUCAGUGAUCAUCAACCUUCCCCUUUCCCGCGACAUAUUCUUCCUCCAACGCCGUCGUUUAACCUCCAUCAACGACGCAACAACACCUUCCAUUCCGAUCCAUUCGCUAAUUCCAAUUCCUCCAUUAUUCAAUUAACUUUCAUUUUGUAUCUUCAUCCUUAAUCAAUCUCUGCGCACACCCAAUUUUUCUUGCCAUGUCCGUUCAACAUCUGCGAAAUUCUAGGGUUUCUCACCUCUUCCUAAUCUCCUUCUUAUUCUUCUUCGCCUAUUUUCCAGGUUUGGUAUUAUCUGCGGUGGUGACUCUAAGCUCGAUUGAAAUUUUCAAAACACAUGAGUGGCUAAAACCCACUCCAACUGUAUAUUUUCGAUGCACCGGUGACAAUAAGACCUAUUUACCUGAUGUUAAGAAAAAACAUCUCCUUUAUGCUUUUAAGGGUGAAGAGUCUUGGCAGCCCUUGACUGAAUUUAUAGGUAGAAAGUGCAAGCGAUGUGGAUUUUACGAGGAAGACAGAAUUCUUUCUGAUGAUGUAUUUGAUGAGUGGGAGCUGUGUCCUUCUGAUUUUGCCGCCCCUGAUGGCAAAUAUCUCCGCUUCAGCGAAAAAGAAUUUAAUGCUACCUUUCUGUGUCCCGAAUGCUUACUUUUUACUACCAAUGUUACUGUCUCUGCACCUGAGGGGAAUCACAAAGAAAAGGGAAUGCAUACAGGAGUCAUCAUUUUGCUAACCGUUUUGGUCUCAACUGUAGUGAUCGUGGUAGCAAUUGGUGCAUAUAAGUAUUGGCAAAAGAGGAAGAGAGAGCAGGAUCAAGCUAGAUUUCUGAAGUUAUUUGAAGACGGUGAUGACCUUGAAGAUGAGCUUGGUCUUGGCACAAUAAUAUGAUAGGUGAACAAAUUCCCUCCUGUACAGUAGGUUUUCCUCACAAUUUUGUUUCUGAAAAUAUAUUCUGGUUUGGAGUGCAACUUUGACGAGAAGAGAUUGUUCAUAGUUGUCAAUGUGGACAGCAAUAAUCUUACUGUUUAUAUAUUGACAUGUACAGACUACACAUAUUUUAUAGUAUGGAUAUGGCUAUUUGAUAAUUUAUCUGA
Trifolium pratense (red clover) is the source of this 1177-nucleotide messenger RNA. RefSeq lists its product as uncharacterized. Lineage: Eukaryota; Viridiplantae; Streptophyta; Magnoliopsida; Fabales; Fabaceae. Bases 288 to 971 code for a protein of 227 amino acids. The transcript is spliced from 4 exons. The record is from RefSeq and is a predicted model, not a curated record.